UCAUAGGAAGUUCAUGAAGUGGAUCAUGGUCUUAUUAGCCAGCUCCUUGCUGAUUCAGAGGAGACUCCUAGUUCGUGCACAGAGAAAAUGCAGGGUCCUGCUCAGUAUAGCUGGAGUGCUGACUGGAGCUUUUGGCCUCUGCAAAUAAGAGGGGGGCUGGGCCUCAGAAAGGGACGUAAUGACCCUAGUGCACAGCCCUGUGACUGCCAGUGGCCCACUGGAAGAGUGCCCUGUGCUUAUGAGACUCCUCUCUCCAGAGAAGUUAAGGGUGAAUGAAGAAGAGCAUGUAAUGAAUCUCUCAAGUUCCACUUACAAAUACAGGAGUGAGGAAUUCAAGAGACAGUUUUCUCAUCUGCCAGAUUCCGAGAGACUCAUAGUAGAUUAUGCCUGUGCACUCCAGAAAGAUAUCCUGCUGCAAGGACGUUUGUAUCUCUCUGAAAACUGGCUCUGUUUCCACAGCAACAUUUUCCGAUGGGAGACCACAAUUUCUAUUGCCUUGAAGGAUAUCACUUUCAUGACAAAGGAGAAGACUGCUCGGCUCAUUCCAAAUGCCAUACAAAUAGCAACAAAAGGAGAGAAGUUUUUCUUCACAUCGUUCAGUGCAAGAGACAGAAGCUACCUCAGUAUCUUUCGCUUAUGGCAGAACGUGUUGCUAGAUAAGAGGCUGACCAAGCAGGAAUUCUGGCAACUGGUGCACCAGAGCUAUGGCUCUGAGCUGGGCCUGAACAGUGAGGAGAUGGAGAGCUUCCACUCAUCGUCUGAGGACAAUGGGCAGUCUCGGUCCAGCAUUUGUGAAGAUUCUGGAGAAAGGGAUGAAAAACUGCCUAAAAUGAUUGGUUUAGUUCGGGAGCCCAUGCUUCAAGCAGAAGGAGAGUCACUCAGUAGACAUGCGUUGCCAGGAGUGGAGGAGUCCCCAAGUGAGAAGCAGGUAAAGAAGAGCCCUCUUCCAUCUUCAGAAAGAAAAUCUGUUAAACUGGUCAGGAGCAGGUCUUUAGAAAAGUCCUUGGACCUGAAUGAGAAUGAAGAUCCUCCAGAGAAAAGCAGUGCCUCAGACAGUGAAGAAGCAGUGAAGGAGACUGUCUCUGAGAAUGAUCUCUAUGGGAGACUUUUUAUAAACAGAGUUUUCCAUAUCACUGCAGACAAGAUGUUUGAAAUCCUUUUCACCAAUUCUCACUUCAUGCAGAGGUUUCUCAAUUCCAGGAGUAUAGUAGAUGCAGUAUCAACCCCUUGGAAUAGAGAUUCCAAUGGCAAUCAGUUGAGGACUUUGACGUACACUGUAACAAUUAACAAUCCACUUUGUGGGAAGUUCACAACUGCAACUGAAAAGCAGAUCCUGCAUAAGCAAAGCCAGAAAGGUCAAUCUUACCAAGUGGAUGCUGAGGUGCUGACCCAUGAUGUCCCCUACCACGAUUAUUUCUACACUGUGAAUAGAUACUGCAUCAGCCGCACAUCCAAUCACAAGUGUCGAUUACGGGUUUCUGCAGAAGUGAAGUACAAAAAACAGCCUUGGGGCCUUGUCAAGUCUGUAAUUGAGAAGAAUACCUGGGGAGGUAUACAGGAAAACUUCAAACAACUUGAAUCAGAUCUCCUAAUGGAGGAAUAUGCAAUUAAUCAGUCCAUAGAAGACACUGGAAAAUUAGUUGCCCUGAGACGAAGACGACGCACUUUACACCGGAGUCUGGCAGAAUCGCUUCCCAAACGUUCUUCCCAGCACUCCUCUGGUGACAUGGGAGUACAGUCCCAGAGCAGCAUAGUAGGAAGGAAAAGAGAUGCUGUAAGUAGGACCACCACCAUCAUUGUAGUAAUGAGUGUCUUCUUGCUGCUCUUGGUCUUGCUGAAUAUAACACUGUUUCUCAAACUGUCAAAGAUAGAGCAUGCAGCUCAGUCCCUCUACCAUGUCCAGCUUCAGGAAGAAAGCUCUUUGAACAUAUCCCCAGAAAUGGUAUCAAAAGAGGAGAUCCCUCAGUACGAUAAGGAACAGGUUAAACAUGUGAAGGGAGUUCUAAGAGACUCAAUUGAAAUGCUUGAGCAGCUAAAGAGCUCCCUUUCCGUGCUCCAAAGAAGCUUUGACCACUUGAACAGGACACAGAACAGCAAGACUGAGAGUUAAUACCCCCAUCAGCUUUCUAUUCAGGACGUCGGAAGAACAGAUGUGUGUGUGUGUGUGUGUGUGUGUGUAUGUGUGAGGCCUUACAAGGUAGGGAUUGCAAAUGUUACCUUUGGACUCUUUAUUAUUUGGCUGAAAAGGUGCACAGAAUAAAGGUUUCUGGAAGAA
Messenger RNA from Pezoporus flaviventris, 2275 nucleotides. RefSeq names its product GRAM domain containing 1C (gene GRAMD1C). Gene Ontology annotation, biological process: intracellular sterol transport. NCBI's taxonomy places the organism in Eukaryota, Metazoa, Chordata, Aves, Psittaciformes, Psittacidae. Gene Ontology annotation, molecular function: sterol binding; sterol transfer activity. Gene Ontology annotation, cellular component: endoplasmic reticulum-plasma membrane contact site; plasma membrane; endoplasmic reticulum membrane. The record is from RefSeq and is a predicted model, not a curated record. The transcript has 18 exons. The coding region runs from base 179 to 2110 and encodes 643 amino acids.